AUGCGCCAUUGCCUAUCACUGGGAGAGUUAGUCGACAUCGAUCAAAUAUUGAAUGGGAACCACGAAACAGUUGAGAACCGACAGAAGAACCAAUCAAAGAAGUCAAACAGUCAAUCAAACACAAGAACCAUUCGACGAACCGACCAACCAAUAAAAGAACCGAUCGACGACCCGACAAACCAACCAAAACAAGAACCGACCGACGACCCGACUAACCAACCAACACAAGAACCGACCGAAGACCAGUCCAACCGACCAACACAAGAACCGACCAAAGACCCGACCAACCGACCAACACAAGAACCCACCGACGACCCGACCAACCGACCAACACAGAACCAACAAAAGCACCCGACGCAGAAUUGA
Penaeus indicus is the source of this 366-nucleotide messenger RNA. RefSeq names its product endoglucanase-like. The record is from RefSeq and is a predicted model, not a curated record. Lineage: Eukaryota; Metazoa; Arthropoda; Malacostraca; Decapoda; Penaeidae. The transcript is spliced from 2 exons. The coding region runs from base 1 to 366 and encodes 121 amino acids.